Molecule: messenger RNA, 1019 nt
Organism: Emericellopsis atlantica
Lineage: Eukaryota; Fungi; Ascomycota; Sordariomycetes; Hypocreales; Bionectriaceae
Product: Calycin-like protein
Exons: 4
Coding region: 209-796 (195 amino acids)
Source: RefSeq, a predicted model, not a curated record
CACCAUCAACCACGCGUCAUACGUACAUGUGUGCCAACCUCUCCCCAUGCUCGGUCUCGGUGUUCGGAACGCCAAGAUGUGCGAUGUUUCCCAUGGCACGACUAUAAGACGUUGCAGCUGGAACACUAAAAGCAAGGCGCCACAUCCUGGAUAAGCUUAUUUCUUGACCCCCAUUCCACACCACCAUACCACCACCACCUCACCCACCAUGCGCCCAAGUGCCACCGCCCUCCUCCAGGCCACCGCCGUGUCUGCGGUCGCAACGACAAACCAAACGCAGACAUCCAAUGUUGUCCCCUCGCUGUGGGAUGGCCAAUGCUAUUAUCCGACCGCCGACCCCGGCUUCCAGCUCGAGCCGUACCUCGGACGCUGGUAUCAAGUGGCUGGCACGCUGGCGCCCUUCACCGCCGGCUGCAAGUGCAUAUACGCGCAAUAUGCCUUGAAUACCGAUGGCACGGUGCAGGUUAACAACACAUGCGAAGCCCAGGGCCGCGCUGUGAACAUUCUGGGUGCCGCUUCGCCUGCGGAUCCCGCGUAUGGUGCACAGGGCGCGCUCAGGGUGCAAUUCCCCGGGCAGCCUGCCCCCGACUGUGCUGGUCCCAACUACAUCGUGCAGGACCUUGCCGAUGACAUUGCCAUUGUCCAGUCAAACAACUUUACGACCCUGUUCGUCCUGAGCAGGGAGCAGCACCUGGAGGAAGCCGUUCUGGAUGCUUGGAUUGAGCGCGCCGGGAUUCUGGGUUCAAGUCUUGAGGAGGUCGUCAAGACAGAUCAGACUGACUGCCAGUUUACAUGAAGUGUUUGGAUGUCGCUGGGCAUGCUCGAGGCAUGUGCUGGCACUAGCAAAGCGGAAUCUUGGAGGGCGCCGCGGUGCGUAUUGAAUGAAUACGAAUCGUGGAUAUUGCAUGGAGAACUGUGUGCGAACGGAGGGUGACGUGCAAAAUAUUCAAUCUCAUAAUUGAGUCGAAGACUGCUACGGCUUCGACGGCUCAACAGAUGAAAGAAAUGUUGUCUAAGCU